Daucus carota subsp. sativus is the source of this 8094-nucleotide messenger RNA. RefSeq names its product zinc finger CCCH domain-containing protein 39. Bases 3510 to 4175 code for a protein of 221 amino acids. The transcript has 2 exons. Lineage: Eukaryota; Viridiplantae; Streptophyta; Magnoliopsida; Apiales; Apiaceae. The record is from RefSeq and is a predicted model, not a curated record. Gene Ontology annotation, molecular function: mRNA binding; metal ion binding.
CAUCCAGAUCACAAAAUUUUAGAAUGACGAAUAAAAUACAUUGUACAGCUUUUAAGUUUCUUUUCAAAAACUUAAAAGUAGAAAGAUGAGUGUAAUAAAGGUAGGAUAGGGUUGAAGUAGAUUGAAAAAGUUAACAAAUCAAACGAAAAGCUAUGCAAAACAUGCUGUUCUCCGAGCAUCAUGAAGCCUACCUGCAACUUCAUCUCCAUGCCCAUGUCUACCCAUUUGGAUCCACCCAACUUAGACCCGACUCCACACUCCGGGUAUAUAUUUGGGUUUCAACCCGGAAUAUUAUGAUGAUGAUGAUGAUGAUGAUGGUGAAGAAGAAGAAGAGAAGAAGAAGAGAUAUCUAUUUUACUGGGUGACGAAGAAGAAGAAGAUAUAUCUAUUUUAGUGGGAAGAUCACUCAACAAUGGCUGCAUUUAGUUCAUGUAAGUGCCUUGUUUUUAUCUGGCUUUAUCUCCAAUUCUUCUGAUAUAUAAGUUUCAUAGUUGAUAUUUUAUUUUACACAUGAUUAUUACUCACGGCAUGUUCAAUGGUUGUGCCAAAUUAAAUGAAAUUAUUGCUAUAAUUUUGCAUUAAAAAGUAAUUUUGGUAGCACCAUGUCUCUAAUGGUUAGUUCUAAAUCUUGUUUUAGAUUUAAGUAACUUCCAAAAUACCGUUGGAGUGUUAAAUUUUUGUUCGGCUUUGACAAUAUUUAUGAUGAGAUGCUAAAACGAAAAUUCAUAUGAUUAAGAUUUGGUUGGACCUGUUUAGCUUAGCUUACUUAAAAAAAACAAUCAAACUUGCUAGGUGAAAUUAUUUUUUUUACUUUAAAAGUUAUUACUCGUAUAUGUUUGGAUACUGUUGUUUGUUUACAUAUGCUACUAAAUUCAAAGAAGAUUAAAAACAUAAGUUGAAGAGGCUUCUAAGAGUAAUAUAAGUUUUUAUCAAUUUACAAUUAAAAACUUAUUGCAUGUAUAUGUAUAAAAUAAGUUUCUCAUAUUUACUUUCUUAACUUAUUAAUAAGUUGGUCAGUUAUGAGUAGACAACAUCAUGUUUUGUGUUUCUCUGUGUACAUCAGUAUUUUGUUUUCAUCAUCAUCAAUUCUGUAGUAUCAAGGGUAUUCACGACACGAAAUGGAUUCGAUGUACUUUUUGUUGCGUGCUUUAGUAUUACACUAUAUUACACUAUAUAAGUAUUAAAGUCAUGUUCCCCUUAUAACCCUUAACCUAAGAACUCUUAGAACUUAUACCUCUUAGGUAAGUUAAAUAAGAUUCUGCAACAGAACUAGCCUUGUUUUGUGGUUUUGUAUUCUUCAAUUGAACUUUGUAUUUUGUAUUGAAAUUAUGAGAUAUUUUAACAAUUGAAUUCAAAGAGUCUAUUCAAAAUUUUGGAUUCUGCAACAAUAUUUGCCUUAUUUGUAGUAUUAAUUAGGGUUCUCCAGCAGAAUUCACUUUAUUGUGUAGUAUUAAUGUGUUAUUUGCAUAAGGUUCAGGUGUUAAACUUAACAUUUUGUAGAAAAAUUCGCAUAAUAAUAGUAGUAUUAAUAUGAUAUUUACAUAGAGUGAGUUUACAUGUAAAGUUUUGCCUUAUUUUUAGUAGUAAUUAGGGCUCUGGAGCAGAACUGCACAUGCAAAAUGUCAUGUGUAUGUAUUAUAUUUUGAAAUUAUUUUGAACACCCACAAUGAUGCAAAAAACAUGUAUUUAGAUUUAGAUCCUGAAAGUCUAUUUUAAAUUAGGGUUCUGCAGCAGAACCUUAGUGGUUCUAAGCAUCUGUCUUAAGGAUUGGUUCUAAGUUGAGGGCACCCUAUGUUUAUAUGUAUAAUAUCAUAUUUUUUUUACCUAUAUGAGUAAUAUAUAUUCAGAUACAAUAUUACCAAUACGAGUCAAAUGUUGAGCAUAUGCUUUGCAAUAUUUUAUGUGUUGAAAAUGUUGCGAAACACACACACACACAUACAUAUAGGUGGCACUCUAGAGCAUACACUCUUAUAUGGAGUCCCGUGGUGUAUCAUUAUAAAGAUAUAUAUAUAUAUAUAUAUAUAUAGUUAAUUAUCUAGUUGGUCACUGAAGUGGGCUUAAUGUUUCAAAUUGGUCACUGAACUCAAAACAGUAUCAAGAUGGUCACUGAAGUGGCCAUAUAUCAAACAAGUAUCUAAAAAUAUAAGUUCAAGCAGUAAAAAUAUUAUUUGUAAAGUUUUACACAUUAUUUUCGAAUGUUACCAAAACUAAGUAAAAGGUUAUGACUUCUAAUAUUUAUGAUAAUAUAUUUAGAUUUUAUCAAGUUUAUUUAUUAUUUAUUUUUAAUUAACAAAGAAAAUAACUAUAUAAUAAAAUAUAAAUAAUAAAUGAAUUUGAUAAAAAAUAAAUAUAUUAUUUUAAAUACUAGAAGUCAUAACCUUUUAGUUGGUUGUGGUAACAUUUAAAAAUAACGUGUAGAACUUUAUAAAUAAUAUUUUUACUACUUGAAUUCAUAUUUCAAGGUACUUGUUUGAUAUUUAUGGUGACUUUAGUGACCAUUUUGAUAACGUUUUGAGUUCAGUGACCAACUUGAUACAUUAAGCCCACUUUAGUGACUAACUUGAUAAUUAACCAUAUAUAUAUAUAUAUAUAUAUAUAUAUAUAUAUAUUGGGUUUUAAUCCACUACAAACCUCUCCUAGAAUAAAAACUGAAAACCAAAAUAAAAAAAAUUUAAAAUCACAUCGAAAUAUAUCAAAUAUGGUAUGGAAAUUGUUCGUUAGGAGAUGAGGAAAAAUACAGUGAAGUCGAAUUUCAAAAAAAUGAACCGAUGGACGAGAAAAAUCAAAUUAAAAACAGAGAGAUUCUGUGGAGGGUACAGGUUUAUUGUGUGGUGAAUUCUAGGGGGCCAUUAGAUUAGAUUGAUCUAAUGGCUUAGAUUAGUUUGUAGUUUGUAUUUUAAUUUUGGUUUGUAUUUGAUCACUAGCUUAUAUAUAUAUAUGUGCAUAUGUAUAUAUAUAUAUAUAUAUAUAUAUAUAUAUAUAUGUAUGUAUGUAUUACAUGUAUUUAUCAUAUUUUUUAUGAAUUAUAAUUACAAAGUUUAAUUAGUAAAUCAGAAACGAAAUCAUUCAACUUUUUUAUUUCAAAAAUUAUUAAAAAUUAUGCAAUACUCCAACAUGUAACUACAACAGAAUAAUAAGUAUCCGUAAUUAUUCUACUAUAGAAGCAAUUUUGAAAAUCUACCUUUAAGUUCAAAUUUUUAUUUGUUAAUUAUAUAUAUAGAGUAAAUAGCACUUUGGUGGCUUAUACUAUUUUGUUUUUGCACUUUGGUGGCCAAACAAUAAAAGUCAUCAAUUGUGUGGCCACACAAAUCUUUUUUUAACAAUUGAAGGGCUCCGCCCAUUCUCCGUCAAAACGAAACAAACGCCGUGAGUCAAAUAAUGUAUUGACACAGACAUAACAUAAAAAACCCAUUCGUCUUUCCCUCCAAAUCCAAGACCUAUUACCCCCAUUUUAGCUCAAAGCGCGAUCGAGCAAGGAAAGAAAUCUAUCAGUUCGCUGUUAAAGGAAAAUGAGUUGGAUUCGAAGACUUAAGGAGGAUGCUGCUGUGUAUCACCCUCGCGAGUGCCCCGAUUACUCUGAACCUGAUGACUUUACACUUAAAAUAUUUCAUGGUGGCAAAAUGACUGAUGAGCCUAGGACUUAUGUUGGUGGUGAUAUAGAUUACAUUGACUUCUGUAAUGCUGAUCAGAUUAGUCUUAUUGAGAUAUUUAGUAUGCUCAAAGAAAUAGAGGUAGAAGGUGGAUUUCAUGUACUGUGGUAUAAGCUUCCUGGUACUAAUUUUGACAAGGGAUUGUUUCCAAUAGACCGUGAUGCAGAGUUGUUGACCAUGUGUGAACUUAUACCCCCAUCUAAGUUCAUAGAGAUUUAUGUGUCCACAAUGCCACAUAUAAAUACUGCACCUCCUCCUGAGACAAACCUUGAUGAACCUGAUGUGCAGUAUGUUGAACCAACACCUAAAGAGCCAGUUGCUUACCAAGGAUAUAGUGACUUUGUUAUGUCAUCUGAUUGUUAUUUAAGAACAAUUUCCUUUUGUAAUCUUCUACCAAUGCUAUGUAUGACAUUUAGAAACGAUUAUGCUCUUUUGGAUUAUGUAUGGAAGAUUAAAAUCCACUAUGGUAUGAAAUUUGAGUUUGUUUUGGACACAUUUUGUUGUUGCUUUCGACAAAAGAACUAGCAUUUUAUUACCACAACUGCAUUACAUCACAUUACUGGAAUGUCUACACUGCAUUGCACAUACAGGUUUACACAUUGGUUUCAUCCCUACCAACUGGUGCAAACCAGUAAUGGAAAACGUACAACAACAAUAACACACACACAAAUUUCCACUGUCUCGCUUCUUUCUUCAACUCAGACAUCUUCUCCUUGUAAAUGGCAGCUUCAUUUUGUGUCUCUGUGAGCUCCUCCUUGUAGAAAUGUUGGUACUCAUCUUUAGCCUUGAUCAUCUCAGCGAAAUGCUCGUCGUCCUUGUUCUUCAACCGCCGGAGUAGUCCGUUUAUCACACUCUUACUGCGCGCAUCGAACUCUGGUUCAUUCCACCUGAAAAAGUUACACCUACCGUUGACACAAGUGAGGAAUCGUCGCCCCGGAUUAUAUUCCGUCCAUGACGUCUUCUCCACUGCCCAGUUCCCACACGAACAUUGCUGAUUCAUCUUGCUGAUUUUGAAGUGGUUUGGGAAAGUAAGAUUCAAUUUCUAGGGUUAGAAGAACCACUGCUGCACACAAAAGCUAUACAUAUAGUGCCCAAAAAGAGACGUUAGAGGUUGAAAUGACUAAACUAACCUUAACGCCCGUUAACGCCGUUCAGUCUCAGCGAGCGGAGCCCUUCAAUUGUUAAAAAAAGAUUUGUGUGGCCACACAAUUGAUGACUUUUAUUGUUUGGCCACCAAAGUGCAAAAACAAAAUAGUAUAAGCCACCAAAGUGCUAUUUACUCUAUAUAUAUAAUAUACUAGUGCGAUGCACGAGUGUAUUUUUAUAGUUAAUAUUUUUUAUGUGUUCAAAUUAAGAAUUUAUUUUAGUAUGUUGUUGGCGGGAUUCGAACCUUAGAGUUCUACUAGCAUCUUUGUGAAAUAUAAAAAAUUAAAUCCAACGGUUUGCAUCAAUUUGAUUUUGUGAUCCAACAGUUAUAAUGCACUGUAUCGAACUACAAACCAACAACUAAACUUUUGCAUUUUUAGCUUUAAUAAUAUAAUAUAGAUAUUUAGUAUUCUACACUAGAUUAUAUUUUAUAUGUUUUCUAUAAUAAAAUUAAUGAUUUAUAAAGGUGCACUAUGGAAUUCCAUAUAAAAAAGACUUCCAUGGAAUAUUGGCAUAUAUAUAUAGGCAAUUGCCCAUAUACCACUGAAAUAAAAACAAAAUAAAAACCAAUACAAUUAAAUAUAAAGUGAAGGGUUUUGGAGCCCAGGAUGGACCCUGAAGUGGGCCUAGAUAGGGGUGGGACCUAGUAAAGUCUUGGUGGGGCCUCGUGGGACCAUGGAGUCCACAGUCUUGGUGAGGCUCUAGUGGGCCCGGGGUGGAUAUAUAUACACACACUCCAAAUAAGAUAGUCAAUAAUAUAUUAUAUGCAAACUUGUUACAUAGGUCUCCAAUAAGUAAUCUAUAUCACUUACUUCAUUGAAGUUUUAUGUGUAUUAUAAUUAUAUAUUAGUGAGUUAAGUUCUAUAAGUAAAAUGUGAUCAAAUUUUAUAUAUAUUGGUUAGUCUGAGCUCGACUAAAUGGUUUAGGAUCUAGCUCCACUCGAGAUCGAUUGAGCCAUAAUGUUUAAGCUCGGAGAUCGGCUCCCAAAAGCUUGAUGGGUUCAAACUCGGCUCAAAAGCUCAAAACGAAUUCACUUUUAUUGAAAAAAGCUCGAAUGUUAAGCUGAGCUGGAUUUAAUAUGUACGAUUUUAGAUAUUCAUAUAAUAAUAUAUUUGCAAUAUAUAUAAAAAAAUUCAAAUACUAAAGGCUUGAUUAGGCUCAUGAGCCGAGUAAGCUUGGCUCGAUAAAGUAAUCGAAGACCUCGAGCUAGAGUUCCGCUUAAUUUUUGUCAAGUCCAAAUUGAAUAUUUUACAAUCUGAAUUUGAAUUGGCUACAAAGAGUUUAAUCCAUUUAAACCCCUAGUUUCAUGUACUGAAAUUCAAAACGUGUUGUACGGAAAACUGCCGAGUCUCGUUAGAAGUCAGAAUUUGUUUAUUAGCAAAGACACCAAUCGACUUCUAGAUUCAUUGUAACUUAUAAUUUUGGUUUCCAAAUAGUGUUAGAAUAUAAGGUCAUGUCAUAUACAACUUAUGACAAACUUAUCUGUUGAUAACUACAUAAUCACAAAUAAAAUGCUACAAGCUCCUUUGGGGAUCAACUGCUCAAGCUCCUUUGGGGAUCAACUGCUUUUUCAAUAAUUUCCUGCAUUUUAUUCUUUGAGGGAACUUUUAAAAAUUCAGUGAUUAUACACAACAUAAACAUAUCACUGUGAGAAUAAUAUUAGUGAUGAAUAAUCAUACAUGACUUAUCUUUCUCAACAGUUGUUAACCUGUUUUGUCAUGGGUUGGAGAGAGCAAGCAUGCAUUAGAUUUGAUAUGUAUAUUUUGCUUUCAGUUGCACAUUCUUAUUCUUCUUUUUUUUCUUUGGCUAUUAGAUGAUUAUUAUUAUACAGUUCAAAUAUUACAAAGGGUUUAUAAGAAUCUUGAUGAUGUUUAUCAUGUAUUAAAGAAGCUAAGCUAUAAGUCCGGGCUCUUCAAAACUUGUUAUUUUAGUAAGCAAGUCUUGGUUUUGGCCACUAACCUUUACAAUAUAUCUCUUAUCUAAUUGAUGUCAUGUAUAAUAUUCAACUAGUAUAAAGUCUUCAUGAACAUUUCUGUCAGGAAAUAAGUGUAGAUAAAGUGGAAAGACUCGCAGGACUCCCUAAUAAAAUUACAACUCAGAUGUAUAGCUAAUAACAUGAAGAUUUAUUUCUCUGUGAAUUCACAUUUCCAUGGUUCCCAACCAGUUUGACAAGAUUUUUGAAGUGGAAAGACUCGCAGGACUCCCUAAUAAAAUCGGGCUACAACUCAUAUGUAUAGCUAAUAGCAUGGAGAUUUAUUUCUCUGUGAAAUCCACGGUUCUCAACCAGAUUGAAAAGAUUCUUGCAGAAGGUUAAUUUUAAAAGAAAUCAUUUUCAAUAAACAAAACGUACCAUAAUAUGAUCUAUGUAGAUAAUAUAUCUUUUGACCAAUUUGGGGAAAGGAAAUUGUAUCAUUUGUUAUCGGAAUAUCAGAAAUGUUGAUUUUUGUGUUAUUGAAUCAAAAAACAAGAACGAGCAAUAUGUUUUAUAUAAUGUGAUUAUGUAAAUUAGGUGAAUCGGGAUGAUGGUAACUUAUCACUUAUCUAUUUGUAAGGGUACACCAAUAGUGUGAUGUCUAACAUUUUCAUUUAAAUUAAAAUGUUUAAUUUCUACAUAAAGAUAGACGGUCAAGGAUUUUUAUAUAGUAUCUUAAAUUUUAUUUUUAGUAAAAUUCUAUGUGGGCCCUCUUCCAGUUGGCACACUCUCAAGUCCCUGCUGCAAAAUGUUUUUCUUCUAGUAUUAAUGGUUAUUCUUGAUUUCUGUUCCAAGAAGCUCUUGUGAAGCAUUACUAAGUUUCUUAUCAAUCUGAGGGCUCUACUAAGCUUUGAAUUACUUUAAUCAACAAUAAGGUUCGUUAUCUUUUGCUUGCUAAAUCUCUAGUUUGUGUAUUCCCAAUAAGAUACCGGAUCUUCUCAUCUUCCUUGAUUGAGAUUUAUGGUUAAUUGAGUCACUUGAAGGAUGAAUCAGAUGUAAUCUGAAUUUCUAAAAAGAUUUUGUCAUCAAUAUUUUAUCUGAAUUUGGCUGAUUUGUGUGCUUGAUUCUGAUUUAGAAUUCAUUGCAAUAUUUCUCGCUUAAAUUUAAUCAUUUAAAAGAACUAAAACCCCUUGGAGAAUGUCGGAGAGGGAUUUUUUUACACCUUAGCCUUUUAGUGAUUGAUCGGGUGAUCCGAAGAAUAAAUCAUAUUUACUAUAACUAGAUCAUUAAUUUUGUAAAAUUAUUUUAUUUUUUCUUCUCUUUAGUAUGAUUCUUGGCCAAUUUGAGUGACUAAUAUCGAUUUUUCAAUCAAUUGCAAUUUUUCCC